CUACGAUUCACACUCUCGAUCCCCAACAUAUCAUCAACACGAAUACUCUGCAGUCAACGCCGAGCUGUAGUGCCCAGGCUGUUCUCAGAUCACCACAAUGGUGCCCAAACCCGCCGCGUCCUCCGCCAAAUCCAUCGGGUCUCGUCCCCUACCUCCCCUACCGAAGCUCCGAGUCCGGAGACCAAACAAGCCUGAAGUGAAUCCAUGUCUGGGUGUCAUGACAUCAGUUCUGGGUUGUUGGGCCUCUUCAGGAUACAGUGUUACAGGUUGUGCCCAGCUUGAGCAAAAGUUGCGCGCAUGCAUGGAUGCGCCGAGACCUGCAAAAGGAAAAGAAAACAUGAUCAAUUAUCAUCUCUCGCGAAUGUAUCCUAAGAUCAAAGGACCACAUAGACGAGACUGAGCGUCGCGAAAAAAGAGAACUUCGAUUUCGAGGAGAUGUAGGAUACUGGGAAGUGCAUACCACUACGAAAUGGACGUUGGUGGAUUACGGCUGAAAGCGAUUGCAUGGGAGGAGUUCGCCAUACCGGACCGCGACACUCUACGGCGUUUGGAUGAUUUGUAUACUAUGUAAAUACCAAAUGGAACACCAACACACCACCUCAGCGCAUAUCCGGUUGCGAAAACGCGAAACGAGCUUCAAAUGGUAACAGUCCCGGAAUGCAAGUUAAGCAACACUUAACCUGGCUGAAUUGGACUACAUUCGUAGCAAGUCAGCCUUAUUAGACCUCGAAACUGCUACAGCUUGCUAUC
Mytilinidion resinicola is the source of this 750-nucleotide messenger RNA. RefSeq lists its product as uncharacterized. The record is from RefSeq and is a predicted model, not a curated record. The transcript has 3 exons. Gene Ontology annotation, cellular component: mitochondrial small ribosomal subunit. Lineage: Eukaryota; Fungi; Ascomycota; Dothideomycetes; Mytilinidiales; Mytilinidiaceae. Gene Ontology annotation, molecular function: structural constituent of ribosome. The coding region runs from base 98 to 400 and encodes 100 amino acids. Gene Ontology annotation, biological process: mitochondrial translation.